AUGCCGGCCGACAUCACAGCCGCGGGCGCCGCCGACGCUGCGCUGACAACGUCACCACGCAAGCGCGCUCGCAUCUCGCAGCCAAUCGAACCCUCGCCACCCGACUACAAGCACCAACACCACGGCCAAAACGCCAGCCGUGCGCAUCCCCAGCACCACCACCAGCGCCAUCCCGGCAACGACGACAACGCCAACGACACCACCCCCUCCUCUUCCGACGACGACGAAGACGACGACGCCGACGCUGACGGCGAUCAAGACCACGCUCGUUCCUCCAGCGCGAAUCAGUCGGCCUCGGAUCAUCAUCGCGACCCCUCGCGCCCAACAAACGACGGAACAGGAGGCGCAUCAGCAUCAGCGGCAGCCGCAGCAGCCGCCGAUGCCCAGCAGAAAAAGAUCAGCUGCCUCGUCUGCAGAGACGCAAAGGUCAAGUGCGUGCCCACCACCGAGGGCGAACCGUGCGUCCGAUGCUCUAAGCUCGGCAAGGAGUGCAUCUUCCGCACCCACAAGCGCGGCAGAAAGCCCGGAAAGAUCAAAUCGCAGCAGAUCCAACGCCGCCUCGAAAUCAUCGACAAGACCCUCGCCGAGAUCCAGGAGCUCAACCGCGACGUCCGCGACCCGGACGCAGAGAGCCUCGUAAAGACCCUUACCUGGCAGCUCCACCGCUCCAAGUUCUUCUCAAAGGGGCAGAAGCCCCAGUACACCCGUCAGAGCCCGCAGCCAACCCGCUCCGUCUCGCACAACCCCGAAUCUCGCGCCAACGACAGCAGCGCAGACGCCGCCGGCGCUGCUGCCGGCGUCGCCGUCUCCGCUGCUGACGAUGCGGACGCGGCGGCCCCAUCGGCAGCUGUUCGUGACGCCGACGACCGGGGCCGUCCCGUCUCGACGGCCAUGAGGGCCGUGCACUCGGGAUCCUCGGUCCCACGGCACCACCAACACCCUCGCUCCCAGAGCCCGGUGUCCAGAUCGAAGCCCUCGCUGGACGCUGGAGCAGCCGUGGCCCGGUCAAAAUCCGACUUCAACAUGCUGAUUGACCUCGAGGACGAGGCUUCCAUCGCACGCGUGCCAGACGAGAUCUACACGCUGUCCAACCCGCUCAAGCUGCUCGCGCAGGCCAGCGGCGAUCCCAGGCUCAGGCCGGGGGGAGGCAGCGGAAGCGUCGCCGGUGCUGGAUCCAAGAAGUCCAAAUCGGCCUCGGAGCGGGCUGGCGGCGGCGCCGGCGGUGGCGAUGACGACGAAGAGGACGACGGCGACGAUGAUGACCUGGACGAGGAGGGCAACCCGCGGACGGGCGAGGUGGUCGCAGAGACGAUCGAAGAGGUUGGCAUUGUCAGCGCCGAGCAGGCCGAGCGCCUCAUCCAGCGCUUCUACUCCGACUUUUCGACAUUCAUGCACAUCUUUGACCCGCACCUCUCGACGAUCGCGUACGUCCGCAAGCACUCGGCCUUUUUGCUGACGGUGCUCUGCGCCACGGCGGCCGAGUACAGCCUGCCAAGCAACGGCAGCGGCAGCGGCAGCGAUGGCGACGCAGCAGCAGCAGGAGCCGGGGCGGGCGGUGGAGGUGCAGAGGACGAGGCGACGCCGGAGCUGGCCAAGGCGCUGCGGCGUCACGUCGACGACAUGAUGCCCGCCAUCAUGUGCGGCGACUACAAGACGGUCGAGAUGGCGCAGGGCUUCCUGGUGCUGGCCGCCUACCAGCCCAUGUCGGACAGCGCCAUGUCUGACCAGACGUGGGCGUACCUGGGCAACGCGAUCCGCAUCGCCACCGAGCUCGGGUGCAACCUGUGCUGCUACUCGCUCUCGACGCCCAAGGCGCACCAGCAGGAGCACUACCAGCGCCAGCUGCGCAACACGGAGCGGCUGUGGCUCAACCUGUGGAUCUUUGAAAAGACGCUCUCGUCGCAGACUGGCCAGCGCUUCCACCUCAGCGAGGAUGGCGUCAUCGCCAUGUGCUCGAGCUGGCACCGGCAGGCGUACGCGCUGCCCCAGGACGAGGCGCUCGUCGCCUUUGUCGAGCUGCGGCGCAUCAUGUCGACCCAGUCGGACCACUUCAACACCCACAUUCUCCGCAGCCUCACCGCCCGCCUCGGACCCAUGCGAUCCGACGCAGAGGCGGGUGCAGGCGCAGGCAGCGCCGGCAGCAGCAGCGGCGGGGAAGCAGGUGGCGGCAGACCGUCGCACAAGGACAGCGCGCCGGCGUUUGCGGAGCUCAGCAGCGAGGAGACGCAGCAUCUCGGCCUGCAGCUCGAGUUUUUCCGCAACUCGGUACAGAUGGACCUGAGGCGGUGGGAGGAGCGCUGGCUCAGCGGGAUCGCCUCGACCUCGAACGUCGCCGCGCCGAGCAGUGGCAAUGGCAGUGGCGUCGGUGGCGGCAGCGAGCAGGCAGCGGAAGGGGAUGCAGAAGCGCAGAAGCCCACGCCGCUCCAGAUCAUCGGCGCCCUCUACCUCGACUACGCGGCGCUCGUCACCUACUCGCUGCCGCUGCCCAUCCGCUACACGGUCGACGUCUCGGGCGAGAUGGAACACCUCUACCGGCACUGCUACAUCGCCGCCACAGGCUACAUGAGCGUGUUUGCGGACCGCUGCCAGCGCGGGCUUAUGCGCCACAUCACCAACUCGUCGGUCGUGUCGGCCGUCUACUCGGCCGUCCUUGCGCUCGACCUCUGCCGACGCGCCUCGCAGCUGCCCUUUAUCCGGCCCCGCUCCGUCUACGCCCAGGCGCGCAAGGUGUCGGCGCUGCUGCAGGAGAUCGGACAGGCGUCGCCCAACCGCAACGCCACGCUGCGAUCGCGGACGGUGGCGUCCAAGUACUCGGAGUUCCUCGGCGGCGUCCUGGACCGCAUGGGCCACGCCGAGGGCAGGCGGCUCGGCGACCGAUACGGCUCGUCGGUGCCGCGCGGCGUGUCGUCAUCGUCCUCCUCGGCCGCUGCCGCCGCCACCGCCGGUGCCGCCACCGCUUCUACCGGCGGUCAUCCCGGGAUUGGAGCGGAUGCGGAUCGGCACACGUCGGCCGCAGAUGGGUUCGACCAGUUCCCGUCGCACGAGAGGACGGGCUUCACGCCGCUGCUGCAGGCCUCAUCGGCCACAUUCGACGCGCUGCAGGGCAGCGGUAUGGUCCUUGACGACGACAUGCUGCAGGCCUACCCUGGAGCCAUCCCGACGAGCGCCUCGGCGGCGGCGGCGUCGCGGUCGUCGCGCCAGGCCGCCUACGCGCGCGCCACGACGGCCUCGCAGCGGCACAGCAACAACAUGCACUUCCACCCGGGCCUGUUUGGACCGUCGACGUCGUCGUCGGCCUCGUCGUCGUCGCAGCAGGCCGGCCUGCCCAUCGGCCAGUCGGCGUUUGAUGCCGUGGGCCCGCCGCCGCCGUUUGGAGCGCCGCCGAUGCAGGCGGCUACGACGGCGCCAGGCUCGUCGGCGCAGGGCAACGCGGCCACCACGCCCGGCUCGUCGACGACGGGCUCGAUUGGCCACACGGCGCAGGAGUCCAACGCGCUCGACAAGCACUGGUCCUGGAUGAUGUCCGACCUCGACUUUUUCCAGCUCGACGGCGGCGAUCCGAUCAUGGACCAGAUGGGUCGGCUGUUUGCAUAG
This is a messenger RNA of Pseudozyma flocculosa PF-1, 3594 nucleotides long. RefSeq lists its product as uncharacterized. Gene Ontology annotation, biological process: DNA-templated transcription; regulation of DNA-templated transcription. The record is from RefSeq and is a predicted model, not a curated record. The transcript has 5 exons. Gene Ontology annotation, molecular function: DNA-binding transcription factor activity, RNA polymerase II-specific; transcription cis-regulatory region binding; zinc ion binding. NCBI's taxonomy places the organism in Eukaryota, Fungi, Basidiomycota, Ustilaginomycetes, Ustilaginales, Ustilaginaceae. Gene Ontology annotation, cellular component: nucleus. Bases 1 to 3594 code for a protein of 1197 amino acids.